CAGGUCUCCAAAACACUUGAGGAAUUUGAUGUAGAAGAACAACCAAGUUCUCUAUUAGAAAAACGAUAUCCCAAUAUUAAAGUUAUACAGUCUGGAGUAAAACAAUUGAAAAGUGAUGAACAUAAAAUUUUCACUGAAGAUGGGAAAGAAUAUAUGUAUGAAAAACUUUGCCUGUGUGCUGGAGCAAAACCAAAAUUAAUUUUUCAAGGAAACCCAUAUGUGUUAGGAAUCCGGGAUACUGACAGUGCACAGGCUUUUCAGAAGAAUUUGGCUCAAUCUGAGAGAAUAGUAGUGGUAGGAAAUGGUGGGAUUGCACUUGAAUUAGUGUAUGAAAUUCAAGGCUGCGAAGUAAUCUGGGCUAUCAAAGACAAAGCCAUUGGGAACACUUUUUUUGAUGCAGGAGCAGCUGAAUUUCUCAUUCCAAAGCUAACUGCUGAAAAACGAGAGACUCCAAUUGAAUGUAAAAGAACCAAGUAUACGAUGGAAGGAAAUGAGGAAAAGGAAAGACCUAUAGCAGCAUCUGACAAGCUGGGUAGUGCCUUAGGCCCUGAUUGGCAUGAGGGCUUAUGUCUUAAAGGGACUAAAGAGUUUUCUCAUAAAGUACAUAUUGAAAUACUAUGUGAAGUAAAGAAAAUACACUUACAGCAAGAAUUUAUACAACUGCAACGGACUUCUUUGACUUUUCCUAAGGAAGAGAAAAAUGUAGAACCAGAUAAGGUGCUAUGGCCUGUAUAUGUGGAAUUAACUAAUGGAAAAAUUUAUGGAUGCGAUUUCAUUGUCAGUGCAACUGGAGUUGUGCCAAAUGUUAAACCAUUUCUUGAUGGCAAUAAUUUUGCUGUAGGUGAAGAUGGAGGUCUUAAAGUAGAUAAACACAUGCACACAUCCCUGCCAGAUAUAUAUGCAGCUGGAGAUAUCUGCACAGCAUCAUGGGAACCUAGUCCAGUGUGGCAUCAGAUGAGACUGUGGACUCAAGCUAGGCAGAUGGGAUGGUAUGCAGCAAAAUGCAUGGUAGCAGAUACUGUAGGGGAAUCUAUUGAUAUGGAUUUCAGCUUUGAACUAUUUGCUCAUGUUACAAAGUUUUUCAAUUACAAGGUGGUGGUUUUGGGAAAAUACAAUGCUCAAGGUUUGGGUUUAGACCAUGAACUGAUGCUGAGAUGUACCAAGGGACAAGAGUAUGUUAAAGUAGUGAUGCAGAAUGGCCGAAUGAUGGGAGCUGUGCUGAUUGGUGAAACGGACUUGGAAGAAACCUUUGAAAACUUAAUUUUAAAUCAAAUGGAUCUCUCAGCCUAUGGUGAAGAUCUCCUGAAUCCAGAUAUUGAUAUAGAAGAUUAUUUUGAUUGAACAAAACUCCAUUUCCAUUUUGUAUGAAGUUUUGACACCAAGUAAUAUGUCUCAUAAAACUGUCCUCAGGAUUAUGAGAAACGAGGGACAAAUGCGACUCCUUAUUAAGAUUUUUGUGUUGAUCUUGUCAAAAUACCAGCAAAUUAAAUGAAUCUGUGUAGAAAUGCAGCAACAAAAGCAAGCGGAUUAGUGUUGGCAAAGAGCUUUCAUCUAGAUUAGAUAACAGCCCUGUUCUCUUAUGCUUAACAGUCUUAAGAAGUGGGCUUCACUCUGCUGUUCAGAUAGUACCGCUUUCAGUUGAAUGUGAGGCAGCCUUCACUUUUUAAAAGUAAAUAAA
Molecule: messenger RNA, 1678 nt
Organism: Fulmarus glacialis (Northern fulmar)
Lineage: Eukaryota; Metazoa; Chordata; Aves; Procellariiformes; Procellariidae
Gene: PYROXD1
Product: pyridine nucleotide-disulphide oxidoreductase domain 1
Exons: 10
Coding region: 154-1341 (395 amino acids)
Molecular function (GO): oxidoreductase activity; flavin adenine dinucleotide binding
Source: RefSeq, a predicted model, not a curated record